UCAAGUAGAGUCUACUUCUCAUAACCUAAUCUCGAAAUAUAAUUUUAUCUGUACUGAUUCAACUGUGAGAUCUCAACUCUAAGAUCUCAACAACAUGGCGGCUCGCACGAUCGAGGAGCUUCGCGAGAUCAUCAACCGCACUUCUACAAAGCUCUCAAACGAUCUCAAGAACCAGGGAAUUCCCUCCCCUACAGUAAAUAAUACAGUAGCGAGACCAAGCUUCGAGUCGAUUGAUUUAAACGCUAGCCGGGAGCUCCUCGAUGCCGUUCGUGAAGUUGAAGCCCUCGUCAUGGGCCCUCAGAAGAUGCUGACUUACAUGGCGGUUAUCUAUCAUGAUGUGACUUCGCUCGGAGCUCUCCUAGAAUUCAAUAUCCCCGCCCUCGUUCCGCUCGAGGGUACCGUGAGCAUAUCCAGCUUAGCCUCACAAAGCGGUCUAUCCGAAGACAAACUGACACGUUUUAUCCGUUACGCCGCUACCAACUUCAUCUUCUGCGAGCCUUUGCCGGGAAUAAUCGGUCACACGGCCGCUUCGGCCGCCCUUGCGCGGGACCCCGCGUUCUGCAACUUUCUCCGCUGGCUCACCGUUGAUCUCGCCGCCGUUCAAGCUUCCAUUCCAGUCGCGGCUAAGAAAUGGCCACUGACCGAGAAAAUGAAUGAGUGUGCUGUUAAUUAUGCAUCUGGAACAAACGGCAAUUUUUGGCAGUGGAUGAACGGCGAUCCUGUGCGCCAAUCGAGAUUUCACCAAGCCAUCGCAGGGCAUGCAGGCGGCGGGGGUGGCUUGAAAGGUCGAUCUUUGGAUGUCGAGGCGUAUCCAUGGGCUGAAAAGCUCGGACGAAAAGCUGUAGUCGUAGAUGUCGGUGGCGGCUCUGGUUACUUCUCUCGAGCCCUUGCAUUGGCUUAUCCAGAAUUCACCAUCACGGUGCAAGAUCGUGCUGCUGCCUUCUCGGCUUCUGCAGCUCGGUCUGAUAAGCCAUCCAAUCUGAACUUCCAAGAACACGAUUUCUUCACCCCUCAGCCGCUACGCGACGCAGAUGCGUACUUCUUACGACAUAUCCUACACGACUGGCCCCGCGCUGAAGCAGUUUCGAUCCUUCGUAAUCUUCUACCAGCUCUCAAACCGGGCGCACGAGUGCUAGUCUCGGAGCACCUUAUGCCAGGUGGGGAGCGGGGCGAGUCGCUUCUCGAAGACAAGAUGAUACGGCAGGUAGACAUGCAAAUGAUGGGUGUCCUCAACUCCAAAGAAAGAACCACAGAGGAUUAUGCUGCCCUGUUUCAAGAGGCAGACAAGAGACUCAAGUUUCGGGUCAAGUACCAGCUCCCCGAAGAUAAGAAAAGUUGGAUAUUUGAAGCUGUUUGGGAAACUGAUUCCUAACUUUGGAAUUGAUUACGGAGCUAUCGAACUA
Molecule: messenger RNA, 1403 nt
Organism: Annulohypoxylon maeteangense
Lineage: Eukaryota; Fungi; Ascomycota; Sordariomycetes; Xylariales; Hypoxylaceae
Product: S-adenosyl-L-methionine-dependent methyltransferase
Exons: 3
Coding region: 95-1372 (425 amino acids)
Molecular function (GO): O-methyltransferase activity
Source: RefSeq, a predicted model, not a curated record